Messenger RNA from Lathyrus sativus (Indian pea), 201 nucleotides. NCBI's taxonomy places the organism in Eukaryota, Viridiplantae, Streptophyta, Magnoliopsida, Fabales, Fabaceae. The record is from the annotation of a GenBank genome assembly.
AUGCAGAUUGAUAGAUCCAUUAUUGAGAGUUUUGGAGAUGGAGGGAGAGCUUGCAUAACAAGUAGAGUUUAUCCAUUAUAUGCUAUAGAGAAAGAUGCUCAUCUUUUUGCAUUCAAUGAUGGAAGCCAAAGUGUGGUUAUCUCACAACUUAAUGCUUGGAGCAUGAAACAAGCAGAAUUUGGCAGGGAAAGUAGUAUAUAG